AUGGCGGCCGACCUACAAUAUCUCCAGCAAAAAUACAUAGCCGAAGCGCAAAAGCGCCUUAGGCCGAACGGCACAGAUCAAUUUCAAGAUGCUCGACAGAGCGAAUUCGCUCGCAUCCGCGGUUUUGCCGAUGACAUAUGGGCAGAUCACGUCUCUCUUGACGCUCAGCUCUUCCAGUCACCCGCGCUGAAGGCUGGGGAGAGGACAAAGUUCCUCAUCGCAGGUGCUGGUAUCGGUGGCAUAGUCAGUGCUGUCCGUCUUAUACUCACCGGAUUCGAUGUUUCCCAAAUCCGACUUGUUGAAACAGCGGGCGGUGUUGGCGGCACCUGGUAUUGGAAUCGGUACCCCGGCCUUCACUGCGAUGUCGAGAGCUACGUGUACUUGCCACUCCUCGAGGAGAUGGGAUACAUGCCCUCGCACAAGUACACUUCCGGGGUCGAGAUUCGCAACUAUCUGAACCAGAUUGUCCAGAAGUUCAAACUACAAGACAAGGUUCUCUUCAGAACGAAGCUCGAUCGCAUUGAGUGGGAUGACGAGAAGAGUUUUUGGAAGGCCGAUCUUACCACAGCCCGGGGACCAGUAGACUGCAAGGAAUCGAGCAAGCUUUCUGUGCAAGCUGAGUUUGUCAUCUUCACUGCUGGGUAUCUAAGUCGUCCGCAAGUGCCCAAAUUUGCCGCCUUGGAUACCUUUGCAGGGAGCAUGUUCCACACUGCGAGGUGGGAUUACUCUGUCACGGGCGGCUCAGAUGAGGAGCCAUUUUCAUCGUUGGACAAGUUGAGAGGGAAACGUGUCGGUGUUAUCGGGACGGGUGCAACGGCUAUUCAGGUGGUGCCUUGUCUGGCCAAAUAUGCCGGGGAGAUGUUCGUCUUCCAGCGCACUCCAAGCGCUGUUUACAGCCGUGGUCAAAAGGCAACGGAUCCUCAUGAAUGGGAAUCCGAGAUCGCCAGCUCUCCCGGCUGGCACAAGAAGCGCAUGGAAAACAUGUCUGCCCACAUGGCCAGAAGCGCUCAUCCGGGCUCGCCUGACUUAGUCAACGACGAGUGGACGAAACAGAGUGCCUAUGCCGGUGUUGUUGGCGACCCUGAGUGGGCUUACAUCGGCCCUGAAAAGGUUCCAGAGCUCAUUGCGCAUUACUUGAAGCUCGAUGCCGAUAACAGAGCACGACUCCGAGACCGUGUCUCCGACAUAGUAAAAGACAAGUCCACAUCGGAGAAGCUCACGCCAUGGUACCCGGUCUGGUGUAAGAGGCCGACUUUCAGCGACACCUACCUCCAGACGUUCAACAUGUCCCACGUUCAUCUCGUGGAUACGGAGGGCCUUGGAGUUGAGAGAGCAACCCCAAGUGGCCUGGUAGUCCAAGGAGUUGAGUACAAAGUCGAUGUUCUUGUGCUCGCAACGGGAUAUGUAUCGCCGUCGACAGCUGUAGAUCCGGCUGCCCGGGCCGGAGUUGAGGUCUACGGACGUAUGGGGCGGCUGAUGGCGGAGAAGUGGGAAACCCAAGGUCUGACUACUCUUCACGGGGUAACAUCGAACGGGUUUCCCAACUUAUUCUGGAUUGGUGCAUCGCAAGGUCCGUCCGCCGCAAAUCUGGGUCAUGUCAUCGACGCUCAAAGCCGCCACAUUGCCCACAUCAUCGCGAAAGCGCACGACAAAGCGGACACUGCAACUUCCACUCCCAGCACGUUCCGCACCUGCGUUGUCGAAGCUGACACUGAUGUCGAAGACGCCUGGAGCCUGCGGGUCAUGCAAGGUGCAACUCGUCUCGCAGUGACUUCCGUCUGCACGCCAGGAUACUUGAAUAACGAAGGUCAAGGGCUACGGAUGACACUUGGCUUGGAGAAAGUGCCUAGUUCCGAAAGUAUGGCGAAGGCGGCCCGGGCCGCUCCAUGGAGCGCGGGAAUGCCAUCCUAUCUACAAGAAAUAGAGGCUUUCGAGACCGAAGAUGAGCUGCGUGGAUUCACAGUCGCAGCCAAAUAA
Messenger RNA from Colletotrichum gloeosporioides, 1977 nucleotides. Its product is annotated as FAD-binding monooxygenase ausC. Gene Ontology annotation, molecular function: N,N-dimethylaniline monooxygenase activity; NADP binding; flavin adenine dinucleotide binding. The transcript has a single exon. The coding region runs from base 1 to 1977 and encodes 658 amino acids. Lineage: Eukaryota; Fungi; Ascomycota; Sordariomycetes; Glomerellales; Glomerellaceae. The record is from RefSeq and is a predicted model, not a curated record.